This is a messenger RNA of Venustampulla echinocandica, 1314 nucleotides long. RefSeq lists its product as uncharacterized. Bases 1 to 1314 code for a protein of 437 amino acids. The transcript has a single exon. Lineage: Eukaryota; Fungi; Ascomycota; Leotiomycetes; Helotiales; Pleuroascaceae. The record is from RefSeq and is a predicted model, not a curated record.
AUGCCAUCUGCAACCGCCCCCAAUGCAUCCCCCCGAAUACCAGCCUGGAGAAGGUUGGGUUUGAAGUUGAAAUCCGCUCCAGAGCCAUCACAAGCAGCGACAGUGGUCGAACCCUCCCAGAACAUCGACACCCCGAAAAGGAAGCGAUUGGACGAAACCGACGACGCCACUCCUGCAAAGAAAAAGAAGAGUUCAAAAGACUCCCGCAAUUUAUCCGGUGCAGAACAAGCCACUCCCAAACUCGCUCGAAAGAAAUCGGUCACUUUUACACCUGAGACCAAAGUUGAGGAUGGAGAUAGCAUAAAGCAAUUAUUCGGCGCCUGGGCUGCAGAACAGAAGUCGCAGAAUCUGUCGGCUCCAGUUUUCACCACGCCAGAGCCUUCAAGGGUUGAGGAACAGAUUGAUACAACAUUGGACGAGAAAGUGAGAAGAACGAAGAGGGUCAAGAAACCGGAGCCAGAAAAGACCAGCGAUCCUAAGGCCACUGUCAAGGCGAAGAAGAAGAAGGGUGCAAAAACUACAGAUCCUGCGGAUACUCCCCAACGCCCGUUUCUGGCAUAUCUGCGGUUAUAUUCCGACUCGCGCGAGAAGUGGAAAUUCAAUAAGAAUCACCAAAACCAUCUGCUCAAGCAUCUGUUUGACAUCGACAGUGUACCCUCAGAAUACGAAACUUUAAUCUACAGCUACGUCAGAGGUUUAAGAGGCGGGGUGAGAACGAGAUUACGAGACUCGGCGCUAGCGAUCAAAAUCAAAGAUCAAGAAGAAGGUGCUGCAGGGUUCCCAGAAAACAUGGCGGACCGAGACGCGAGGCAAAUCGAAUAUGAAGUCGCGAUGAAAGAAUACGUUGCCACUAUGAUGGCUGUAGAAGCGCCCUCUAAUAUCGGCUAUGAGGAAGGAAUUCUUGGAAAUUUGUCAGACGCUGCCAUGCCGACAAGAACUGCAAAGCGAAUGAGAGCGGAGCGAGUCCUAGCAGAGCUUGGGGCGGCGGGAGAUGAGGCUGGAGUCGAUGGUGGUUCCAAGGCAGACGAAGCUGUUCCUGAGGAUGAAAACCAAAAGCGGAUCAGGAUGAACGACGGUUCGUCACAAAAGGUGUCUCGGAAACGGAAACAACGCACUGCGGCCGCAGAUGGUGACUCAAGUUCGGAGGACGAUUCAAGCAGCUCGGAUGAAAGCAGCUCCGAAGAUGAUUCCACAACGGAAGUCGAUGAUGGCGAUGAUACCUCGUCAAGUUCUUCUAGUAGUAGCUCAUCUGGGUCCGAUUCGAGCGAUUCGGAGGAAAGCUCGGAAGAUAGUGAAGAGAGCGAGAGCGAGUGA